CGCUGUUGCACGAACUGUUAUGUUCAGGGACUGCCAGUUAUACGUUGUAGUCGGAUGAAGAUGGAGCUUGGCUCAAACUAAAAAGAAGGUAACAAUUCCUACCGAAAUGUUUAUUCUAUUCGGUGUGCUCCCUCUACUACUGCGUCUGGUGAUUAUCUCAAGUGGUGUGCAGUCACAGAAUGUCACGUGUCAGCAGGGUUGGACAGGUUAUGGAAGUCACUGUUACUGGUCACAACCAGGCCUAAAAAAAUCAUGGGAAUAUGCACAGACCAUUUGUCAAAGCCAUGAAAGCAACCUCGUCAAAGUAGAAACCUUGGAAGAAAAUUUGUGGCUGAAAACAUUCGCGACGUUAUCAGAUUAUCCUUGGAUUGGAGCAAAUGACCGCGAGAAAGAAGGUGACUGGAGAUGGAUCUCGGACAACUCUACAGUGGAAUUCUCAGACUGGGGACGCGCUGAGCCGUCUAAUACCGGUGGUAACGAACAUUGUGCUCAAAUAAUAACUCAAUGGAAUGACCAGGUCUGCACCAUGCCAUAUGGAAUCAUUUGCGAGAAAGAAGGUUAG
This is a messenger RNA of Mizuhopecten yessoensis (Yesso scallop), 562 nucleotides long. RefSeq names its product perlucin-like protein. Bases 107 to 562 code for a protein of 151 amino acids. NCBI's taxonomy places the organism in Eukaryota, Metazoa, Mollusca, Bivalvia, Pectinida, Pectinidae. The record is from RefSeq and is a predicted model, not a curated record. Gene Ontology annotation, molecular function: signaling receptor activity. The transcript has 5 exons.